AACCACAUAACAAUUAAGUUUCCUCUUACAUUUGGGAGAAACUUUCCCAAGCAUAUUGUGAAUCCCUAUUGCAUUAGUUUUCCAAUUCUAAACCAGAAAAGGAAUAUCCACAGACACAUAAUAUAAAUAGGGGGCAGAGGGGGCAAGGCUUAUUCACAUCUCAAAUCUUCUAAAGACUUUGAAAAGCACUCAAAUCUCCCAAACCCUCAAUCCUUGAAACCAAUAGCCAUGUCGACUGAGAACAAGAAGCUAAUCCUGAACAGCUCCGACGGAGAGAAAUUUGAGAUUGAUGAGGCUGUUGGUCUAGAAUCGCAGACCAUCAAGCACAUGGUAGAGGACGGCUGCGCCGAUAAUGCGAUCCCCUUGCCCAAUGUCACCGGCGUCAUCCUAGCCAAGGUCAUCGAGUACUGCAAGAGGCACGUUGAGGACAAGGAAAGCAAGAAUGAAGACAAUAAGAAUGAUAAGGAGGAGUCUCUCAAGAAAUUCGACGCCGAGUUCGUGAAAGUCGACCGGAACGUCCUGUUCGAUCUGAUAUUGGCAGCAAACUAUCUGAACAUCAAGGGGCUGCUGGACUUGACAUGCCAGACUGUGGCAGACAUGAUAAAGGGAAAGACUCCCGAAGAGAUUCGCAAGACUUUCAACAUCAAGAAUGACUUCACUCCUGAGGAAGAAGAGGAGGUUCGAAGGGAGAACUCAUGGGCUUUUGAGUGAAGCUGAUCGAUCGUUAUAUAACUACAAUUAAUAUUUGUUUUGUUUUGUUGUUUAUUUGGAGAGCUUUUAUUGUGUUUUAGAAUAAUUGGAACACCUGUUUGUUUCUGAAAUCUUAGUUACCAACAUACAUUG
Molecule: messenger RNA, 843 nt
Organism: Rosa rugosa (rugosa rose)
Lineage: Eukaryota; Viridiplantae; Streptophyta; Magnoliopsida; Rosales; Rosaceae
Product: SKP1-like protein 1A
Exons: 1
Coding region: 229-711 (160 amino acids)
Biological process (GO): SCF-dependent proteasomal ubiquitin-dependent protein catabolic process
Cellular component (GO): nucleus; cytoplasm
Molecular function (GO): cullin family protein binding
Source: RefSeq, a predicted model, not a curated record